UAGUAUUUGUGUCGACAUAACAAAACAUUUAGAUUGCACACUGCUCCCCACUUGUGUUGAUUAGGUUGUCCCACAGAGUCACUAUUACUUUGAUUACUCUGAUGUUGAAUUGGGGUUUCAUCUACUCAUCACGAAGGCUUUUACCUGUCUUACUUCCCUCUUUCUUGAAUCUUAAUUCUUGUCCACCAGCUUAGCUUUUUUUUUUCCCUUUAUUGCUACUCUUCAACUAACUUCUUUUUUGGGGACUUUUUUAACUGCUACGUUAAUACACGGAGUCUGUUCCUCGUUUUGGCGGUUUUUUUCCAGUGUGUGUAUGGUGAAUCUAAUUGCCAAGUGUUGAGUCUCUAAUUAAACCUUGUAAUUUGCAAAGUAAGUGACUCUUGGUUCCAGAUUUGUUUGUGAUUAUUGAGAUCUUAGGCUGUAACAAACCGGGGGACCUGAGAUUUCAAGAAAAUUGCUGAUAAUUGAGUUUCACCAUCUGAAAUUCAACUCGUAGAAACCUAACAGGACAUGAUGAGAGAGGCGCAACAAGGCACUCACACUCUGAGGUCCCACGGAAUGACACUAGCAAGAACUCACAUGCACGACUGGAUCAUACUCGUACUACUCGUCAUCCUCGAGUGCAUCCUCCUCAUAAUCCACCCGUUUUACCGCUUUGUCGGUAAAGACAUGAUGACUGAUCUAAGCUACCCUCUAAAGAGCAACACCGUACCUAUCUGGUCUGUCCCGGUCUAUGCGAUGCUGCUGCCACUGGCUAUAUUCGUCUUCAUCUACUUCCGUAGGAGAGACGUAUACGAUCUUCACCACGCGGUGCUAGGUCUGUUGUACUCUGUUCUGGUGACGGCUGUGCUUACUGAUUCGAUAAAGAACGCAGUUGGUAGACCGCGUCCUGACUUCUUCUGGCGUUGUUUUCCUGAUGGCAAAGCUGUUUAUGAUAGUCUGGGUGAUGUGAUAUGUCAUGGUGAUAAAAGUGUUAUAAGGGAAGGGCACAAGAGCUUCCCAAGCGGACACACUUCAUGGUCUUUCGCGGGACUAGGAUUCCUGUCGCUGUACUUAUCGGGGAAGAUUCGAGCGUUUGAUGGUAAAGGACACGUUGCGAAGCUGUGCAUUGUCAUACUCCCUUUGCUAGUUGCAGCUCUUGUUGGUAUCUCUCGUGUGGAUGACUAUUGGCAUCACUGGCAAGACGUCUUUGCUGGAGGCUUGCUAGGUCUUGUGGUCUCUACGUUCUGUUAUCUUCAAUUCUUCCCGCCACCAUAUCGCACUGAAGCUUGGGGACCAUAUGCUUACUUCCUUGUGUUGGAGGCGGCACGAGCUCAAGCUCAAGCUCAAGCUCAAGCUCAAGCAGCAGAGAAUGAAGCGGCCCAACGACCGCCUCAGGGUGAUAACGGUGAAGAGGAAGACGGUGGGUUUAUGGGACUACAUUUGGUGGAUAAUCCGAGUAUGAGGAGAGAAGAAGCAGAUGUAGAAGCUGGUAGAGUGCCGUCUAGAGGCUGAGAUUAUAAAGAAUCACUGAAGCUGGUUUGGUUGCAGCUUAGGACACUUUUGCCUUGUUCUUAUACAUUCUUUUGUUUGCUUACUUGUCUUUUGGUGUUUGGUUUACAGUUUAUUGCUUUUAAUUUGUUCAGUUCAGUUUUGUCGAACCAAAUGUUAAAGCCAAAACGCUUCUAUAAUCUCCACUCCAUGUUAUAGAUUAAACGAAAUUAAUGAAGAAAACGCUAUUGAAAGAUCA
Molecule: messenger RNA, 1729 nt
Organism: Brassica napus (rape)
Lineage: Eukaryota; Viridiplantae; Streptophyta; Magnoliopsida; Brassicales; Brassicaceae
Product: putative lipid phosphate phosphatase 3, chloroplastic
Exons: 9
Coding region: 511-1494 (327 amino acids)
Biological process (GO): phospholipid metabolic process
Molecular function (GO): phosphatidate phosphatase activity
Source: RefSeq, a predicted model, not a curated record